Molecule: messenger RNA, 528 nt
Organism: Auanema sp. JU1783
Lineage: Eukaryota; Metazoa; Nematoda; Chromadorea; Rhabditida; Rhabditidae
Source: the annotation of a GenBank genome assembly
AUGCUUCUAUUUUUUCGAAACCGCUUGUUACAAAGUGUACGUCAUGUCAAUGGGCUUUCCGACACUCAUCUCAUCUACACAGUCAACAUGCUGAAAGAAAAGGCAACUGGUUACUUGGAAGAAAACGACACCGCCCAAGCGAGCGAAAAAACUUUUCAGGGCUGCAAACUCGCACUGAUACAAUAUGUCCAGAGGCUUGAAAAAGCUAAUGAUUUCAAGAUUGUUCCAGAGCACUUAGCUAACCCGUGGAACUAUAGAAAGUUCAAGAAACUGUGUGACAUUGUAAUAAAAAAUGUUGAUAUCAAAUUGGCUGAUGAAAUAAACAACGGGUGGACACAUGCAUAUAGGUUUCAUUCAGAAGGGUGGACGCAGAAUAAUUUGAGUGUGGAUAACGUCAAGUUAUCCUUACCCUACGUCAUGAGGUUUAUGGAAAUUGUCGAGAAAGAAUUGCCCAUUGAUCGAAUGAUGGCACUCCACAUAAAAGAACAACUCUUCAAUAGUUAUAGCAAAGCAAAUCAGGCAACGUAG